This is a messenger RNA of Heterotrigona itama, 657 nucleotides long. The record is from the annotation of a GenBank genome assembly. Lineage: Eukaryota; Metazoa; Arthropoda; Insecta; Hymenoptera; Apidae.
AUGAUUAAAGCUAUUUUAGUAUUUAAUAAUCAUGGAAAGCCUAGACUUUCUAAAUUCUAUCAGUAUUUUGUAAGUAUAACAAUAACUUUUGUAAGUAUUAUAAUUACAAACUUCUAUAAAAUUUAAUAAACUGUGUCUUUUUUUCUUCAGAAUGAGGACAUGCAACAACAGAUAAUAAAAGAAACAUUUCAAUUAGUCUCAAAGAGAGACGAUAAUGUUUGUAAUUUUUUAGAAGGUGGAAGUUUAAUCGGUGGAUCCGACUACAAGUUGAUUUAUCGACAUUAUGCUACAUUAUUUUUUGUAUUCUGUGUUGAUAGCUCAGAAUCAGAGUUGGGAAUUUUAGAUUUAAUACAAGUUUUUGUUGAAACAUUGGAUAAAUGUUUUGAGAAUGUAUGUGAACUCGACCUUAUCUUUCAUGUUGAUAAAGUUCAUUAUAUACUUAAUGAAUUAGUGAUGGGUGGAAUGGUUUUGGAGACCAAUAUGACUGAGAUACUUACAAGAAUUGAAGAUCAAAAUAAAUUGGAAAAACAAGAGGCAGGAAUCACAGCAGCGCCGGCGCGUGCUGUUUCUGCUGUCAAGAAUAUGAACAUACCACAACAGAUAAAGGAGAUGAAGUUGCCUGAUUUACCACAAGCUAUAAAAGAUCUCAAAUUCUGA